Messenger RNA from Thunnus maccoyii (southern bluefin tuna), 6111 nucleotides. RefSeq names its product laminin, beta 1a (gene lamb1a). Gene Ontology annotation, molecular function: extracellular matrix structural constituent; integrin binding. NCBI's taxonomy places the organism in Eukaryota, Metazoa, Chordata, Actinopteri, Scombriformes, Scombridae. The coding region runs from base 131 to 5500 and encodes 1789 amino acids. Gene Ontology annotation, biological process: basement membrane assembly; cell migration; substrate adhesion-dependent cell spreading. The record is from RefSeq and is a predicted model, not a curated record. Gene Ontology annotation, cellular component: laminin trimer. The transcript has 33 exons.
CGGGACCUGACUAUCUGCAGGUCCGUGGGGGUCUGCGGAGGUUCAGACGCUGUGCGGGUCUUCAGAGUUCCGGACGGGUCGCGGUUUGCUGGACUUCAGGUUUCACAGCUUCGGGUUCUGGAUCGGCAGCAUGUUGCAGCUGCUGCUCGCGUUGCAGGUGUUUACCUGUGCCCAGGUGGGCAGGGCCCAGGAGGACAGCAGCCUCCCGGAGCUCAGUGACGUCUGCACUGAAGGCAGCUGUUACCCGGCAACAGGAGACCUUCUGAUUGGCCGGGCCCACCAGCUGUUGUCUACCUCCACCUGUGGACUGAACCGACCCGAACCUUUCUGCAUCGUCAGCCACCUGCAGGAGGAGAAGAAGUGCUUCUUGUGCGACUCGGUGGCGUCCUACGAUGAGCUGACCAAUCAGACGAGCAGCCAUCGUAUUGAGAAUGUCGUCACCACAUUUGCUCCAAACAGACUGAAGACCUGGUGGCAGUCAGAGAACGGUCUGGAGAACGUCACCAUCCAGCUGAAUCUGGAGGCCGAGUUUCACUUCACACACCUCAUCAUGACCUUCAAGACGUUUCGUCCAGCUGCCAUGGUGAUCGAGCGGUCAGCUGACUAUGGGAACACCUGGCAUGUGUACCGUUACUUCGCCUACGACUGCGAGACAUCCUUCCCCUCUGUUUCCCAGGGUCCCAUGCAGAAGGUCGAUGAUGUCAUCUGUGACUCACGUUACUCUGACAUUGAGCCGUCUACUGAGGGAGAGGUGAUUUUCAGAGUCCUGGAUCCAGCGUUCCAAAUCGAUGACCCGUACAGCCCCAGAAUCCAGAACAUGUUGAAGAUCACCAACCUAAGAGUGAAGUUCACCAAACUGCACACGCUCGGAGACAACCUGCUGGACUCUCGUAUGGAGAUCAAAGAGAAGUAUUACUACGCUGUCUACGACAUGGUGGUCCGAGGAAACUGCUUCUGCUAUGGACACGCCUCUGAGUGCGCCCCCAUUCAGGGAGCCAGCCAGACCAGGGAGGGCAUGGUUCACGGUCACUGCAUGUGUAAUCACAACACCAAAGGUCUGAACUGUGAACAAUGUCAGGAUUUCUACCAUGACUUGCCCUGGAGACCAGCUGAGGGACGCAACACCAAUGCCUGCAAGAAGUGUAACUGCAACCAGCACUCGGACUCCUGUCACUUUGACAUGGCCGUGUUCGUGGCUUCAGGAAAUGUCAGCGGAGGCGUCUGUGAUGACUGUCAACACAACACAGCCGGACACAACUGUGAGCAGUGUCAACCAUUUUACUUCCAACAUCCCGAGAGAGACGUCAGAGACCCCAACAUCUGUCAGCCCUGUAACUGUGACCCUCUGGGCUCUCUGAAUGGAGGAAUGUGUGACAGGAUGACGGAUGUUCGAGUCGGACUGAUCGCUGGUCAGUGCCGCUGCAAAGCCAACGUGGAGGGAGAGCGCUGCGAGCGCUGCAAACAGGCGCACUACGGGCUGACCGAUGAGCCUGAAGGCUGCAAGGCAUGCACCUGUAGCCCUCUGGGAACGGUUCCUGGAGGAAAUCCCUGCGACAGUGAAACAGGAAGCUGCUUCUGUAAACGACUGGUGAUUGGACGAGACUGUGACCAGUGUGUGUCUGAACACUGGGGUCUCAGUAAUGAUUUGGACGGCUGCAGACCAUGUGACUGUGAUCUGGGAGGAGCCAUCAACAACCAGUGUGAUCAGCUAACUGGUCAGUGCGUCUGCAGAGAUCACAUGUUUGGUCGUCGCUGUGAUCAGGUCGAGUCUGGAUUCUACUUCAUUGCUCUGGAUCACUACACCUACGAGGCUGAGGAUGCCAAGUUGGGACCUGGAGUGAUGGUGGUCCCGAGGCCCCACCCUCUGGACCGCAGUCCCACCUGGACGGGUGUGGGCCUGGUCAACGUCCCAGAGGGGGCCUUCCUGGAGUUCACUGUCGACAACAUCCCUCACUCCAUGGAGUACGACAUCCUCAUCCGCUACGAGCCUCAGCUGCCUGACCAAUGGGAGGAGGUUCUGAUGACGGUGGUGAGACCUGGCCCAAUCAGAGCAGACAGCCGCUGUGUCAACACCGUACCAGACGACGACCACCAGAUGAUCUCGCUUCAUCCCGGCUCACGGUACGUGGUUCUUCCCAGACCAAUAUGUUUUGAAUCUGGUCUGAACUACACAGUCCGCCUCAGUCUACUGCUGUACUCAGCCCUCAGCGACGUCCAGUCUCCAUACACACUCAUCGACUCGAUCGUGCUGAUGCCUCACUGUAAGAACUUGGAGAUCUUCACGCCGUCAGAGGGAGGAGACUCCAGCGGGAGCAGCGGCUGGGACACUUUUCAGCGUUAUCGUUGUCUAGAGAACAGCCAGGGCGUCAUCAAGUCUCCGAUGACCGACAUCUGCAGAAACUUCAUCUUCAGCAUCUCCGCCAUGCUACACCAAGGAGCCAAAGAAUGCCAGUGUGACCCUCAGGGCUCUCUGAGUACUGUGUGUGAUCCCAACGGGGGUCAGUGUCAAUGUCGACCCAAUGUGGUGGGCAGGAACUGUGACAGAUGUGCUCCGGCUACAUUCCAGUUCGGACCCAACGGCUGCAGAGCAUGUGAGUGUGACCCUCAGGGUUCACAGAGUCCGUUCUGCGAUCAGCUGACCGGUCAGUGUGUCUGUGUUUCGGGAGCAUACGGUCGUCAGUGUGACCGAUGUCUGCCGGGCCACUGGGGCUUCCCUGCCUGCCGACCCUGCUCCUGUAAUGGACACACCGAGGACUGCGACACCCACACCGGACGCUGCCUCGACUGCAGGGACCACAGCACAGGAUACAGCUGUGAGAGGUGUCUAGAUGGUUACUAUGGUGACCCGGUGCUGGGGUCAGGUGACCACUGUCGUCCCUGUAUGUGUCCUGACGGCCCGGGCAGCCUGCGCCAGUUUGCAGGAAGUUGUUACCGCGGCGACGACUCCCAGCAGGCCAUCUGUGUCUGCAACACUGGAUAUAGAGGUGCUCGCUGUGAUGAGUGCUCUCCUGGUUACUAUGGAAACCCCAGUGAGGUGGGGGGGCAGUGCCAGCCCUGUCAAUGCAACAACAACAUCGACAUGUUGGACCCGGAUUCCUGUGACGCCCGAACUGGCGAGUGUCUACGCUGCCUGUACCACAGCGAAGGCCCCGCCUGCCAGAGCUGCAAGCUGGGUUACUAUGGCAACGCCCUGCUGCAGGACUGCAGGAAGUGUGUUUGUAACCAGCUGGGCAGCGAUUCCUCCAGCUGUCCGGCAUCUGGCGACUGUCACUGCGACCGCCGCAGCGGACAGUGUCACUGCUUUCCUAACGUGAUCGGUCAGCACUGCGACCGCUGCGCGCCUGACACCUGGAACAUGGCGAGCGGCCAUGGCUGUCAGACCUGCGACUGCGACACCAAACAUUCGUACGGGACGUCCUGCAAUGAGAUCAGCGGUCAGUGUUCCUGUCAUCCUGGUUUUGGAGGAAGAACAUGCAGCGAGUGUAGAGAGCUGUUCUGGGGAGACCCAGAGGUCAAAUGUCACGCGUGUGACUGCGACGCUCGCGGCAUCGCCGAGCAGCAGUGCAACAAAGCCACCGGUCACUGUGUGUGCGUGGAGGGCGUGUCCGGCCCGCGCUGUGACGUCUGUGCCCGAGGAUUCUCCGGCACCUUCCCCGACUGCCGCCGCUGCCACCAGUGCUUCGCCGAAUGGGACGCCGUCAUCGGUCAGCUGACCAAUCAGACGCACCGCCUCGUCAACAAGGUCAACACCAUCAAAGCCAGCGGAGUCAGCGGGCCGUACAGGAAGUCCAUUGACAGCAUGGAGAGGAGCACCGCUGACAUCCGGGUCAUCCUGAACCAGAACCCCGCCUCCCAACCACUGAGUGAGAUCCAAGAGCUGCUGCAGCAGGCCAGUGACCUGAUGGGGGCCCUGAGCCGGGCAUUGAACCACACAGAGCAGACUCUGGUCCAGGUUCAGGAGGGGGACGGCCAUGUGGACAGGAAACUGGACUCAGUGAUAUCAGAUGCUCAGAAACUGGAGCGGACGGUUCAAGAGCUGCUGGACCAGGUUGAAUUCAUCAAGAACUCUGACAUCAGAGGGGCGACCGACAGCAUCACUAAGUACUUCCUGCAGUCUCAGGCGGCUGAAGCUCGAGCGAACGCCUCCACCAUUGACCCUGACAGCCCGGUGGAAAGCUCUGCCCGUCUACGGCAGCUCACAGAGGACAAGAUGAACCAAUCAGGAGACGAGUUCCUCAAGAGACACACUGAGCAUGCUCAGAGACUGGACGACCUGGCAGGAGAGCUGCAGACUCUGGACCUAUCAGAGCUUAGCCACAAGACCUGUGGCAGCCUGGCAGGUCAGGACUUGUGCUCGGCGUCCCCCUGUGGAGGUCUGGGCUGUGUGGACUCUGAAGGCGGGACCAGGUGUGGAGGGGACGGAUGUGACGGUGUGGUGAUGAAGGCUCGCAGCAGCUGGCAGAAAGCUCAGGACUCUGAACAGGAAAUCCUCAGCGCCAUGGAGGAAGUGGAGCGGCUCUCCAAGAUGGUGUCUGAGGCCAAACUGAAGGCAGACGAGGCGAAGCUGAGCGCUCACGACGUCCUCAUGAAGACCAACAGAACCAAACAGAAAGUCGACCAGAGCAACGAGGAGCUGAGAAACCUCAUCAGACAGAUCAGAGACUUCCUCACACAGGAUGCGGCGGACCUGGAGAGCAUCGAGCUGGUGGCUAACGAGGUUCUGGCCAUGCAGAUGCCAACCACGCCGGCUCAGCUGCAGAACCUGACUGACGAGAUCCGGCAGAAGGUCGGAGAGCUGGGACACGUGGGGGACAUCUUGCAGCAGAGCGCUGACGACAUCCAGAGAGCUGAGAACCUGUUGGACCAGGCUCGUCGAGCCAGUGAGGAGGCGGCGGAUGUGAAGGACUCUGCAGAGAAGGUGAAACAAGCUCUGCAAGAAGCUCAGAGAGCUCAGACCGCCGCCAGCAGCGCCAUCCAGCAAGCCACCGCAGACAUCCGGAACACCAACAACCUGCUGUCCUCUGUGAAGUCAGAGACAGCAGAUGCAGAGGUGAAGCUGAACAACGCCACCCAGAGGCUGCAACGGCUCGAGCAGGAUGUGACACUGCUGAGAGACAAAACUCUGAAUGCCACACUGAGUGCCGAACGGACCAAUCAGGAUGCAGCGAGCAUCGGAAAGAUGGCAGAGGAGGUCAAGAAGGACCUGGACUCUGAGCUGAAGGAUAAGUACACCACUGUGGAGCAGCUGAUUGGCCAGAAGGCAGGGGGUGUGGCCGACGCCAAGAAGAGGGCGGAGUCACUGCAGCAGGAAGCUAAAGAGCUGCUGCUGCAGGCCAGCAAAAAGCUGCAGCUGCUGAAAGAUCUGGAGAAGUCGUAUGAUGACAACCAGCGGACUCUAGAGGUGAAAGCAGAGCAGCUGGUGGAGCUGGAGGCAGCAGUGAAGGAGCUGCUGCAGCAGAUCAGCAACAAGGUGACCGUCUACAGCACCUGUCUGUUCUAGGUCAAAGGUCACCUGUCUGUUCUAUGGUCACAGGUCACUUCUACAGCCAAUCAGAGGUGUGAUCACUGCCCUCAUAGUUCCUCUGUGACCUGAAACAGGCAAAGAAGAAAAAGACCAAAAGUUAAAUAUUUUAAUUCCAAAAUUAAACGCUUGUGUCUGAAUGAAACCAAAUAUUUUAUUUCAUUUUAUUUCUCUAAUGAUCUCACUCUUACAAAGAUACUGAACAUUUAAUCAACAGCUAAUUUCCAAAGUGGACAUUUUAAGUUUUGCAUGUCUCAGUGUUCGUCUGAAAGAAACAUUCAGGUCAGAUUGUGAUUGGAAAACAAGCUGAAACUGAUCGAAGUGAUCAGACAUGGAUGAAUUUAAUUGGUCGGUUUAUCAAAUGAGAAAUAACACGAUAAUCAGACGUUCAGUGUAUGUUUGAAAUGUGUUGAAUGUCUUCGUGAAUGUAAUGAAAUCCAAAUAACUGACUUUCACUAAUAGUUUAAAUGUCUGAAUGUUGAACCAUGUGACUGCAACAGUUUUUACUUCCUGUUUUGUUUUGGGGGUUUUUUCUACGUGGCCAAAACUUUGAACCCAAAAUGAUUUUUAAUAAAAAGUUCUGGUUGAAA